AUGGAGAACGCCAAGUGGCAGUGUGAGUGUGAACUUGUGGCGGCUGCGCUGGUAGCGGAAACUGUUGAGGCAGCAGAGGUGCGGUGCGACGGCAUCGCAGAUGGAAAGGAGGGUGGAAACAAACAUACCUUAAGAUUUUUUUCUUACGUCAUCCGGUCCUCCACUUUCCUCCGUACGUCCGUCCGCCUCUCGCCUCCCCCUUUUCCCCGAUCCUGCAAUAACUCCUCCCGUCGGCCUCCUCUUUUUUCCGGAUCCACUUUCCUCCUCCCGUCAACCUCCUCCUGCCACUUCAAACCGCAGCCGCCGCCCGCCCGGCGCGGCCCCCCCCGGUUCUCCCUCUGCUCCGUCUCCUUCGUCUCCUCCCUCUACGGGGACGCCGACGCUGACCCGUCCCCGGCCGCGCCGCUCUCACUGCUGCGCACCAGCUCGCUGCCCACCGAGACCGAGGAGGAGCGCUGGCGUCGCCGCGAGAUGCAGAGCCGCCGGCGCCUCGAGGCGCCGCGGAAGCGCGUCGAGCACAGAACUCCAUGGGCGGCGACCGGGCGCUGCCCAAGCCAGGCGUGCAGCUCAGGAGGUCCGUCGCCCGUCGGCUCGGAGGGGAGCACCUCUGUCAACACCGCGGAACAAGGUUGAAGAGGAGGCAGUAAUGCAUUAUUACACUGUGGAAUGUAAUGGACAUCAGGGCUGGAUUUGGAGGGUGAUUUUCAAUUCAAUGGUCUUUCCAUUUUUCAUUAUUUUAUCAUCACACUUAACAUGGGGACUAAAGAUAUUAGCAUCAUGACAUUUGCAGCUGAUGUCGAUAGUCUUGGAUUAGGAGCGGGAUUUAAGCUUCUGGUUUUUCAUUGCAGUCGCAAAUGCUGAAUUUGCAUUUAAAAAAAUUAACAUAGAGAAGUUAUAUAAACCUGAUAUGGCAUUCUUUUCAUUUGAUGACUAACACAUGCUGAUUUUGCUUUUUGGAACAUUUUAACCUGAACACAUGUGGAUUGCUCCUUCAGCAAUUUCUAAUUGCUUUAUUAUUUUUUAUCUUAAAAAACUUAUACAAUUUAGAUUUUUUGUCAUCUAAAUUUCAACUGUUAUAUUUCUAAGGUACACUUCUGAUUUAUGGCAUUAUUGUUCUACCCUUAUGUUGAUAUCCUUCUUUAGAUUGUUUGAUGUCAAAUAAUUUCUGUUGCUGCAGCUUUGGUAAUUAGCGUUACUUGCAUAGCAUUUUUAUUUCAGAAAGUGGUUAGGUGUUGAGUUUUCUGAAAUUUAUCAAAAUCAAUACCUGCACUUUUUUUCUGGACUUUAUGAAGAUCAUGUCAUCUUUUCAGCAUGGAAAACAUGUGGUUUGAGUUCUUUCAACAAAUGGUGCCGCAUCAAAUUAAGCACUUCACCAGAUUGGUACUUAAGGUGGAACUGUAACAUACAAGGUUUUGUUAGCCAGUGGAAGCUAAUAGAGAUACUUCUAUCUAAAAUAUGAAUAUCCUCUCAAGCUUUUAAUUAUUAAGUUUACCCCGAGUGUUUUUUUGUCUUGUACCGAGUGUUUUCGACACUUGCCGGGAGCUUCGCUGUCUGAUCUAUAACCCAUUACUAUUCAUGUGCUAAUUCACAUUUUUAUUUCUCUUUACACAAGUAUUUGUUCAAAUUCAA
Molecule: messenger RNA, 1629 nt
Organism: Setaria italica (foxtail millet)
Lineage: Eukaryota; Viridiplantae; Streptophyta; Magnoliopsida; Poales; Poaceae
Exons: 4
Coding region: 1-633 (210 amino acids)
Biological process (GO): signal transduction; negative regulation of DNA-templated transcription
Cellular component (GO): nucleus
Source: RefSeq, a predicted model, not a curated record